UCGAUUAGAGGAGUAUGUGUAUUUUCUUGUCUUAAUUUUGAUGAAAUAUUAUACGUAAUACGUUUGGAAUUUUGUAGUAGUUACCAUACAUUGAAUGUUAUGUGAAAAUGAACUUAAUAGUGUAAUUUUAAAUUGAAUUUUAUGAUAGGUGCGGUAAUUGUGUUGUAGUGAAAAUGAAUGGUAAAAUGCAUAGUGAAACCGGCGCUUUCUCAUCUGAUGGCAUGCGCGCCGAAAUAUUGAACCCUUUCGUUCAUAAAUUGGAACUAGAUAACACAUACGACAAAAUAAAGACGGCGAUAUUCACCGUGAUCUUGCUGCCGUUCAGGGUAAUUGUGAUUUUAUACCUGAUCGUAACGGCCUGGUUCCUCGCAUGCAUCGGACUGUAUGGCCUCAGCGAGGAAGACCUGAGGAAGAAACCCAUGACAGGAUGGAGAAGCAAGCUGCGCUUCUAUAUCCUGUCUCUGAUGCGGCUGGUGGUGGUCGCGGCGGGCUUCCACCGGGUGCGCGUGGUGGGUCGCGACCGGGCGGCGGACAGCCCUCGAGAUGCACCAGUCAUCGUCAUCGCCCCCCAUUCUUCCUUCUUCGACGCCAUUGCGAUCGUCUGUCUGGGCGCGCCGAGCGUCGUCGCCAAAGCUGAUACUGCAAGACUGCCCUUUAUCGGACAAUUGAUUAACUACACGCAACCUGUGUACGUUUGGCGAGAUGACCCAAACUCCAGACAAAACACAAUCAAGGAGAUCAUCGAGAGAGCCACAUCUAAGGAGGAUUGGCCACAGGUGCUGAUAUUCCCGGAAGGCACUUGCACGAACCGGUCCUGCCUGAUCACAUUCAAGCCGGGCGGCUUUUACCCCGGUGUACCCGUGCAGCCUGUCACUAUCCGCUACCCCAAUGCCCGGGACACCGUCACUUGGACCUGGGAAGGUCCCGGAGCAUUGAAAUUGCUAUGGCUGACAUUGACUCAAGUGCAUAGCUCUUGUGAAAUAGAGUUCCUACCUGUCUACUAUCCCAAUGAGGCGGAGAAGAAAGACCCCAAGUUAUACGCUAGGAACGUUCGAGAUGUUAUGGCGAGAGCUUUAGGUGUGCCAGUACUGGAUUACACUUACGAUGACUGUCGGCUGAUCGCACGCGCGAAGCAGCUGCAUAUACCAGGUGGGGCUGCUGCUAGGGAAGUUGCCGAGGCUAGGCAGCAGUUGGGGUUGGACCGCAGCGGGCUGGAUGCUGGGUGGUGCGGUGCGGGGGCGCGCUGGGUGACGCGCGAGCAGUUUGGGGAGCGGCUCGGCGUGCCCGACCACCCCGCCUUGCAUAAGCUCUUUGAUAUAUUUGUACAGAGGUCAAGCGGGCUGGUGUACUUCCCAGACUACUUGUUGUGCACGUGUUUCCUCGUCACACAGCACGCGCCUCUCACAGAACUUAUCUCCUACGCCUUUAAGUUAUACGACAGUUCGGGCAGCGGUCGCGUGCAGAUGACAGACUUCGAGGAAAUAGCCACUAAAUGUGUUGGUCUCAGUGUUGAAGACGCACACAAUGUCUUCCAGCAAGCUGAUGCCGAGGAGAAGGGAUAUCUGACGUAUGACGAGUUCAUAUCUUUCGCUCAGAAGCGAUCAGAUUUCGCUUUCAUCUUCGUGAGUGACACUUCGCACAAGCCAAAGUCGCAGUGAGCCGCGACCCACAUACCUACCGUCUGCAGCCAACUGCCCUGAACUUUAUAUAAAGUGUGCAAGCAUGGCACAAGUGUGCUGUAAGUGUGCAAGUAUGGCACAAGUGUACCGUAAAAUUGCAAAUAUGGUACAAGUGUACCGUAAAAUUGCAAAUAUGGCACAAGUGUACCGUAAAAGUGCAAAUAUGGUUCAAGUGUACCGUAAAAGUGCAUGCUACAAGUGUCGUAUGUGUAAAGAUGUGCGCCAACCGUGUCGUAAAUGUGCAACUAAUUGCACCAAAAUGGCCAAAUGUAUGACCAAUUUGGAAUAAAUGGAUAAAGUAAAGGAAUUGUAUUAAAAUGAU
Molecule: messenger RNA, 2001 nt
Organism: Papilio xuthus (Asian swallowtail)
Lineage: Eukaryota; Metazoa; Arthropoda; Insecta; Lepidoptera; Papilionidae
Gene: LPCAT
Product: lysophosphatidylcholine acyltransferase
Exons: 11
Coding region: 174-1658 (494 amino acids)
Cellular component (GO): endoplasmic reticulum
Molecular function (GO): calcium ion binding; lysophosphatidic acid acyltransferase activity
Source: RefSeq, a predicted model, not a curated record